Molecule: messenger RNA, 1095 nt
Organism: Cylicostephanus goldi
Lineage: Eukaryota; Metazoa; Nematoda; Chromadorea; Rhabditida; Strongylidae
Source: the annotation of a GenBank genome assembly
AUGCCUAUUUCCUCUUUCAGGCUCCCUCCACAUGAACAACAAAUGUGGAGACUGUAUACCUUGGUACGUGAUGCUACGGAUUCUGAUGGAAGAAAGCUUGCGAGUGCUUUUGUGAGACUUCCAACCAAAGAGGUACCUUGUCAAAGAAGUGCUGUCUCGAAGACGUCUGCUCAUAUCAUCAUUAAGGAGUACCCUGAUUACUAUGAAGUGAUCAAAAAGCCAAUGGAUCUUCAACGGAUCCAACAACGGCUGCAGUCUCGUGGUUAUGCGAGAUGGGUGGACAUCAUUGCUGAUAUGUCUCUCAUGCUGGAAAAUGCUUGCAAAUACAACGAACCUGAGAGUGAUAUCUAUAAGGAUGCUGUUGCUCUGCAACGGUUGGUACUUGAGAAGAAGCGCGAGCUAGGCGCUGCUGAGGAUUGUAUACCCAGGGUACAGAUGGAGAUUCGAAGCAUGUUCACAAACAUCUUCGUUUCUGUGUUCACUAAGAAGGACUCCGAUGGGCGCUGUCGAUGUGACUCUUUUGCAGAGCUACCAGAAUUACUCAAAGCUCGUGGUCUACCUCGCGAUGAAUGGCCAUUCUCAUUGGAUCAGAUCAAACGGAAUAUCGACAAGGGACGUUAUCGACGCUUAGAUCGUUUCCAAAAAGAUUUCUUCGACCUUUUCGAUCGUGCACGUGAGCUUAGUAGGAGUGAUUCGAAGCUAUUCGAAGAUGCUACUGAGCUACAGCUGGCCUUCAUCAAAGAGAGAGAUGCUCAAUGUAAAGGAGUUCUUGUAUCAACAGCAUUCACUGCCAUAGAGAAUGUAUGCCAUUAUAAAGUAGCUAUCGCAACUGAUACCGGAGAAAUGAUGGUGAGAGGAAAGUGGGUUUACAGACCGCACGAAACUCUGCAUCUGGCCAACCGGAAGUUCAUUGAGAAUGAGGUUUUCAUCACGCCAUUCAUCGAUACCGUACUUGCCGAACGACUCAGCGGCCUUUGUAUGGUUGUAUCUGUGAAAACCGCGUUACACAAUGUAGUUGAAGGAAUAAAACCAAGUGAUCUCUACGUCUGCGAGUGCCGAUACUUAGGAAAACCCCGAUAUUUUGCUAAAAUAAAG